CAAGUGUUACCAUCAACAGAGGAGACGGAUACUGUAUGACCUCAGGGCGGAUGUAACCAAGCGCUGUGGUAGCGUUCUAGCGAAAACUAGCGUGGUUUUACCUCACACCCAUGGUCUCACAGUGUGCCGGCAGUCGCCGCGCAGUGUCGCUCACACAAGCCGCAGCACAAGUGACUGAGGGCCAGUGAGGGCGAGCCCAUCGCUGUGACAGCUGUGGCAGCCGCACAAUAGGCUGUGCCAACUGCGCAGAGCGUGUGAGCAGCAGAGGAGCUUCACUCCAGGCUUCAGGCGCAAAGAGCUGCAUGCCACCGAAGGCGCUGUCGAGGUUCGCCGAGCGUGGCGCAGGUUGGAGGACACCGUCACCGACGAGCGCGUUGGACCUUUCACUCCGGACAAAGACAGUGGCACGCACACGAGCUGCGGUCGUGUGGCCGUCAUAGCGGCGAGGCGCGGGACCGUCUGUGGCUAGGUGGUCGCGUCCUCCCCCCGAGACCCCACCCCGGGACGCGCCGGCUGCGGGACCAAGGUGCAGCGGACCGACCUGGUGGGCAAGCGGAUGAUGAAGACCUUUGGCGGCCAUGGCACCUUCGUCGGAGAUAUCGUCUCUUACGACCCGGAGACGGGAUGUUACCAGCAGGUCACCUAUGAGGACGGCGACAAGGAGGGCCUCUCGCGAGCCUCUGUCCAGGCUGGCGUGCGGCGAUUCCAGGCCCAGGCAAAGUGAUGCGAUCCGUCUCGCCGAGGCGCGCUUUUAGAUGUUAGAGACUUUGUGCGUUUGGAGCAGUGCGGACUGUCUGUGCAGAGCAGAGUGCUGGGGUCUCACCCGUUUAGUUGAUUUGUAGUAUUGUUCUGUGUG
Messenger RNA from Emiliania huxleyi CCMP1516, 856 nucleotides. RefSeq lists its product as hypothetical. The transcript is spliced from 4 exons. The record is from RefSeq and is a predicted model, not a curated record. NCBI's taxonomy places the organism in Eukaryota, Haptophyta, Isochrysidales, Noelaerhabdaceae. The annotation marks the transcript as partial.